Messenger RNA from Macroventuria anomochaeta, 285 nucleotides. RefSeq lists its product as uncharacterized. The coding region runs from base 1 to 285 and encodes 94 amino acids. Lineage: Eukaryota; Fungi; Ascomycota; Dothideomycetes; Pleosporales; Didymellaceae. The record is from RefSeq and is a predicted model, not a curated record. The transcript is spliced from 2 exons.
AUGUUCACCGAUCCGUCAUUUCCAAAAUUCCUCGGCUUCAUCGGAGACGUUCUUUCCGCAUUACUCCAGCUGUUCGCUCUCCUUCUCUUGGUAGUAGUGGUCGGCACACUCGCAGCAGCUGUCGGUAGGGGCAUUAUUGAGAUUUAUGUACGCAUUUUCUACUCUGAAAGAUUCGUCGUCGGCCGAAUCACAAAGUUUGCGAAGAAACUCUACCAUGAGCACACUGCUAUCGCAGUCAAGACCAAGCGCAAUAUCAAUGAGAUGGACUACCACCAAGAUCUGUAG